Cylicostephanus goldi is the source of this 468-nucleotide messenger RNA. The record is from the annotation of a GenBank genome assembly. Lineage: Eukaryota; Metazoa; Nematoda; Chromadorea; Rhabditida; Strongylidae.
AUGUGCCCUUUUCAGAUUGGAGACAAUGAAGUUGGUGGUGUUGAUGACAAGAAGAACAUAAUAAAAGUAGAGGAUCGCUGUUCUACUGUUCCAUCCGUCUCCAAGCCUGAACCCGAGGUUAUCGAGCUUUCAAGUGGUGACGAGGAUGAGAAAGACGAAGGUAGUAGUUUUCCUCGCCGAGUUCCCCCUCCUCAUCCAUCUUCCGUUGAUUAUGCAAAACGGUCGCGAUUCGCUUUUACAGAUAGAGACAGGAUGGACCGAGAAAAAAUGGAGAAACAGCAUCAAAUAGAGAAAGAGAGAAUUAGAAAACGGCGAAACUCUAGGGAGUUAGAGAAAAUCGAGCUUACUACUACGGGUCGCUUAUUAGUAAAUGCGGGUCACGGGCCGGGAGAACCUGAUGUUCACGUUGCGCCACAUCUUAAUCACGUUUUGCAACCGCACCAGCUUGGUGGAAUCCGCUUUAUGUUG